AUGCUUGUCCCACGCUACUUCUUGUUCUUCGCCGCGCUGUUGACACUCUUGGUGACAGCGCUACCCGCCACUGCUGAACCACCAUUUCCGCCGUGCGUCGGUGGCUCGAUUUACUUUACCGCUCACACCAUAGACAGCCUGCUAUUCCAAAAUCCAGACCUCUACCACGAUCUCUACGUCUUCAAAUGCAUCACCACGAUCGUUCUUACUGCAGAUAGCGGCGGUGAAGCAGCCAAUCACACUCGUUUGCUAGAGCUUGAGCGUGGUCUCGAAAAUGCUUACAAGUUCAUGUCUGAUGUGUCAUCUGGUGAUGCAGAUGACAACCAGUCUGUGUCUGCUCUCACAGAGGCAACAACACUUGCCAACGAUACGACGGCCCAGAUUGGGGAGCACACAGUCUCCGUCUCUCCACUUCUCGGACGCUCGAAUGUACAGAUCAUUUACCUUCGCCUUCCCCAGAGCGAAUACUUCGGGAAAGGAUACAAUGCGUAUUCUGAAGAGUCACUAGCCAAACUAUACAACUCGGAGAUACCGCAAAUCUCUACGACGGACGGAAAGGUCACCUACACUCUUCAGCAUGUAAAGGACAUCAUCGCAACGAUCAUCAGGGAUAGACGGGCAAACGACAUCCAUAUGCUGAACUACUUCGAAGCUCUCAACACCGAUGAGGGCGAUCAGCUCGACCAUGCCGACCGCAUUGUCUCUGCCAAGCUUGUGAUGAACGUCACGGAGGACAUGGGUUUCAAUGGAAAUGUCAAGGUAUACGCAAGCGACUCAUUACGCAUGUUGCGAAACAACCUCAACACACCAGACUACAUCAAGAAGGUCGAUGCAUUCUUCGAAUACGCUAAGCAUGAUCCUGAUAUGUGUCAGAGUCUUGAUGAGUGCGGUCAGAGGCGCCAGAACUUGGAUGUCUCCAAGACUAAAUACGCCGAGGUAGACCAUGUCGCUGAGUUUCUGAAGCGGGAAUACUACGUCGAAUAA
Alternaria postmessia is the source of this 984-nucleotide messenger RNA. RefSeq lists its product as uncharacterized. The transcript is spliced from 5 exons. The record is from RefSeq and is a predicted model, not a curated record. Lineage: Eukaryota; Fungi; Ascomycota; Dothideomycetes; Pleosporales; Pleosporaceae. The coding region runs from base 1 to 984 and encodes 327 amino acids.